AUGUACAAAUAAUAUGAUAUUGUCAAUUUAUUAUACCAUGCCAUAAUAAUAAUAUGAUUGGUAAUGGAUCAAUCGUGGUUGGGCAUCGAGAGGUACGUACGUAGGUGCUUCUAGUUGUGUCCAUCUCUAUAAUUAGGACUCGUCAUGUAUUAAAUCUGGUGAUCCCUUCAGAACUCUCAUACUCGUCUCUCUCUCGUCGCUCUCUCUCUCUCUGUCUCACUCUCUCGACCCUCUCAGCUAUCUCUUAGAACUCACUCUCUCUCUUGCUCUCUCUCUCUCUCUCUCUCUCUCUCUCUCUCUCUCUCUCUCUCUCUCUCUCUCUCAGACUCAGACUCUCUCGAUCGCUUGCUCUCUGUGCUAGAUUGGAUCGUGGAAUCUUUUUCUACAAGCACCGAGCAACAGUAAGGGACAAUACUCUGUGAUUUUAUCUGAUUAGGUGGCCGGGUUGAUUUUAUGAGAUGCUAGGUUCGUUGUCAAAGAAGUGGGUUGAGAACUCUUCCACACAGUGCUGCUAUAACAUUAACUGUUGAUUGGCACCCGACUUUACCCAUUUCCGUUAGUGGAUCAGCUGAUAACUCGCUCCUAAUGUGUACACAAAUUUGAAUUCUCAGCACACAAUGUACUACCUGGAGGAUCUGUCCCUGAUUUUGGGCGACCACAUCAUUUCUUUAUUCUUCCUGAAGGUGUAUUGCUUGCUACAAAUAUUCACUCAUCAUCUUGUGGAAUGAAAGCCUCGCCCCUACUUAGGCUGUUUCUGUUGGACUCAUGCAUUUUCCUUUGAAGUACUCUCACUGCCAAAAUCCGAUCUAUCUUGAUUUUCCCAUUCUCUCUUCUCUUCAUCUUUGCUUUUCUUAUCUCUCAUUGGUACAAUAGUUUUUUGGUUGCUUUUCUACUUGCACAAAAAUCCAAAAACCAUUGGAACAAGAAUGGAGAUCAUUAUUUCAAUUGCAGCGAAAAUAGUAGAGUACACUGUUGCACUUGUUGGACAGUGGCUAUGCUAUUCAUUUCACUACAACAGCAACAUAGAGAAUCUGAAGAAACAGGAAGAGAAGCUGCAACAUGCUCAAGAAAGAGUGAAUCAGUCCGUUAAUGAUGCUUUAAGAAAGGGUGAGAAAAUUUAUUCUGAUGUUAACAAGUGGUUGAAAGAGGUUUGUGAAAUUACAACAUUGGCCACUAGGAUACUUCGCAAACAUGAAGAAGAAGCAAAGACGAGGAGCUCUCAUGCGACAUGCCUGAACUUGAAGCAACGACAUCAAUUGAGCCAAGAAGUAAAUAAGAUAACUAGAAAUAUAGUUAAACAUCUUGAAAAUGGAAACUUCAAUGGAGUUUCUUAUCUUCCUGCCUCACAAGACCAUAUUGUGACUACAAGAGACAAGAAUUACGUGACCUUAGAGUCGAGAAAGUCAGUUGCGAACGAAAUUAUAGAGGCACUGAGAGAUGCUAAUGUAAAAAAGAUUGGUGUGUGGGGGAUGCCUGGAGUUGGAAAGAGUACAUUGAUGAAAGAAAUUGUGAGGCGAGCAAAGGAAGAAAAGCUCUUCAAUGGGGUUAUUCUGGAGGUUGUAAAGGAGAGAUCAGAGCUUAGUCGAAUUCGAGGAGAAAUUGCGGUCAUGCGACAUCAAGUUCAGCUUUUUCGUCAACAAACUGAAAUCAGAAGUGCAGAUCUACAACAAGAGAGUUCAACAAAAGACGCGACGAAGUUACCUGUUACCCUGGAUUAUCAGCUUCAUUGUCAACAAACUGAAAUCAGAAGAGCAGAUCUACAACAAGAGAGUUCAACAAAAGACACGACGAAGUUACUUGUUAUCCUAGAUGAUAUAUGGGAGCAACUUGGAUUGGAAGACAUAGGAAUUCCUUCUGAAGGAUGCAAAGUAGUAUUGACAUCGAGAAAUCGAGAUGUAUUAGUUCGUGAGAUGGGCACCAAAAAGAAUUUUGAACUCAAGAGUUUAGUAGAAGUAGAGGCGUGGAAGUUAUUUAUAAACACGGCGGGUGAUUCCUUCAAGGAUCCUGCUGUGUCAGAAGUAGCAAUUAGGGUAGCUAAAGAGUGUGCAGGUCUUCCCAUUGCACUUACAGCAGUUUCUAAGGCAUUGAAAGGUAAGAGCUUGACUAUAUGGAAGGAUGCGGAGUUGCGACUAAAAAGACCCCCUCCUGCAGACACCCCCCCAGAAAUACUGUCACCCGCAUUUUCUUGCAUAAAGCUGAGUUAUGAUCAGCUUGCUACAGAGGAGCAAAAAUCCAUCUUUUUGCUUUGUGCUCUACUAGGCCACUAUAUUCUCUACGAGGACUUGUUGAAAUAUGGUUUCGGUUUGGGUUUAUUCGAAGGCAUUGUCACAUUGGAAGAAGCAAGACAUAGACUAAAUAGUUUACUUAGUACUCUACAAGACUCUUGUUUGCUACUUGAAAGUUCGGAUAGCACCAGGGAAUUUUCCAUGCAUGAUGUUGUACGUUAUGUCGCUACAAUGAUUGGAUCAAAGGAUGGUAAGAUGUUUGUCAUGAGAGACAAUGGUGGACUAAAAGCAUGGCCAGAUGAAGAUUCACUCAAAAGAUAUGAGGCAUUCUCUGUUCUUGGUGGAGAAAUCGAGAAAGGUCAUUCUUUGGAAAUCCCGGAUACAUUGUUCCAAGGUAUGGACAAGCUCAAAGUUUUAGAUUUGAGGAAAAUGCAACUUUUAUCACUUCCUUCGUCUCUUCUUCUCCUUGGAAACCUACAAACAUUAUGUCUGGAUCAAUGUAGUAUGUUGGAAGACAUAUCUGGUAUUGGAGAACUCAAGAAUUUAGUUGUUCUUAGUCUUCUUGACUCUAAUAUUUCAAAAUUGCCAAGAGAAAUAGGGUCAUUGGUUCAUUUGCGGUUGUUAGACUUGAGUAAUUGUUCUAACCUUAAAAUGAUUCCUCCAAAUGUCAUAUCAAGCUUGGUCAAAUUAGAAGAGUUGUAUAUGGGAAACAGCUUUGUUCAAUGGGAGUCUGAAGGUCUCAUUGAUGAAAGAAAAAAUGCCAACCUUGCUGAGUUAAAGGAUUUGUCACUUCUGAACACUUUAGAGAUACAAAUUCCAGACGUCAGCAAACUACCGAAAGACUUCAAUAUUAAAAAGUUGGAGAUAUGCAUAGGAGAUGUUUGGCACUGGAUUGAUGGUGCUCAAUCCUCAAGAACGCUCAAGCUGAAGUCAAGCUUUCAGUUGGAGUUAAGUUGGAUCAAAAUGCUAUUGAAGAGUGUGGAAGUUUUUCAUUUAGAUGAGUUGAAUGGUGUUAAGAGUGUUAUACCUAGACUAAAUGUAGAAGGUUUUCAACAAUUGAAGCAUCUCCAGAUCCAAAAUAAUGGAGAGAUUAAGCAUAUUCAUAACCUGAGGACACCAAUUAGUUUGGAAGAAAUAUGUCAUGAAAAACUUCCCUCGGAAUCCUUUAAACACUUGAGAGUUCUGAAGGUGGAAAAUUGUGAGAAAUUAAGAUUCGUCUUCUCAUCAUCCAUAGCAAGUGGCCUUUCACUACUUGAAGAAUUGCAAGUAUGUGGGUGUGACAACAUGGGUGCGAUAAUUGUGGAAGAAGAAGAAGAUGUAAUAGAAUAUGGAGAUCAUAUGAUAUUGGUCAAUCGACUGCAAACCUUGAUACUGAAGGACCUUCCAAAGCUCGUAAGCUUCUUAAGCACAAAAAGUUCAAUCAUGACUGAUUGCGGAGAAAUCAUUAAGGAGGGUAACCGGGAUGUUCACAUGCCACUUCUACACCAUCAGGCUGCCUUCCCUAGCUUGAAAAGAAUGUCUAUGGUGAAUUGUGGGGUGGAGGAAAUUGUUGCAGGCGGAGGAGGAGAGCCAGUAGCAAGGAUGUUGGUGUUCCCUCAAGUAACUAAUUUGAAUCUUAUAAAUUUAAAGAGAUUCAAGUGGUUUUACAAAGAAGUGUAUGCUUCAAAAUGGCCCAUGUUGAAAAAUAUGUGGAUUGAAGGAUGCGAGAAAGUGGAGAUAUUUGCUUCAAGACUUGUGAGCUUUCAAGAAACAGUUGAAGAGUGGCGGUCUAAGAUGUCCAUUCAACAAUCCCUUUUCUUGGUGGAUGAUGAUGAGAUAGCAUUCCCAAGCUUGGAGACGUUAACAAUUUCACAUAUGGAUAACUUGAUAACCAUAUGGCACGACCAAGUCACAGCAGAUUCCUUUUGCAAUAUUCAAUUACUUGAGGUUACAUUUUGUGAGAGCUUGAAAAGUUUAUUUCCAGCAGUCUUGGUGGCUACAAGUCUCACGCAAUUGAAGAUUCUUAAGAUAUGCAAUUGUGGGAUUGAGGAGAUUGUCACAAGAGGAGGAGAUCAAGAAGAAACACCAAGGUUUGUGUUCCCUCGUAUGAGUAUACUACAUCUUGAUGGGCUGGAAAAACUCAAGUGGUUUUAUCCAGGAGUGCACACUUCAGAAUGGCCAUUAUUGAAAGUGAUAUGGGUGGGAGGAUGUCAAAAAAUUGAGAUAUUUGCUUCAGAAUACAUGAGCUUUCAAGAGGCACUUGAAAAAAGUCGACAAAGCAAUAUCUCAAGUCACCAACCCCUUUUCUUGGUUGAUCAAGAUCAAGUCGCAUUCCCUAGUUUGGAAAUACUGAUAAUCACCCACAUGGAUGACAUGAAAGUUAUAUGGAAUACCCAAUUUGUAGAAGGUUCCUUUUGCAAACUUCAGAAUAUGGGUGUUGAAUAUUGUGCAAAUCUUAAUAGCAUCUUUCCAUUUCAUAUGUUUAAAGUCUUCCAGAGUCUAGAGUUGCUGAAUGUAGUCCAUUGCAGUUCUCUAAAACAAGUGUUUGACCUACAAGGGCCAAGUUUUCAAGAAACAAAUGUUAUAACAGUCACACAAUUGAAGCACUUAUAUUUGGAUCAUCUGCCCAAGUUGAAGCACAUAUCGAAUAAGGAUCCUCGUGAUAUUUUGAGCUUUCAAAAUCUACGUCGUGUACGUGUCAUCGGGUGCGAGAGCAUGGAAUGUCUCUUUCCAGCUUCCAUGGCCAGAACUCUCACGGAAUUGGAAUCUCUUGUGGUAUUGGGUUGCGGGGUUGAGGUCAUUGUUGAUAUGGAAGAAGCAGAAGGGAGACUUGUGUUCCCUAAACUAACUUUUCUGGCACUCGAGGCAUUGCGAAAACUCAAGUGGAUUUCCCCCGGGGCUCAUAAUUUAGAAUUGCCAGUGUUGAAAGAAUUGAGAGCGUGGGGAUGUGACCAAGUUAGCAUAUUUGCUUCUAAAUUCUCAAGAUUUCAAGAAAUAAGUCAACAGUGUCUACUUGAGAGUUCCAUUCAACAUCCUCUUUUCUUGGUUGAAGAGGGUACAUUUCCAAAAUUGGAGGUCUUGAGUUCGGAUCUUCAUGACAUGACCACAUGGCAUGACCAGCUGUUUAUAGAGUCCUGCAACUUAAAAGUUCUAGAGGUGCAAUGCAACCAUGAUACAUCAGCUAUUUUUCCAUCUAAUUUACUAAAAAGUUUGCAGAAUCUGGAGAAACUUGUUGUGAGCUGUAAUGAUUGGCAUGAAAUAUUCCCAUUUGAAGAAUUUAUUGGGCCAGGAAAUCAUGCCAUGUUACUCCCACAACUAAAAGAGCUUAGGGUGUCUAAAGCACGAAUGCUGACACAUUUGUGGAAAGAAGACAUCCAGGAAUCUCUAGUUUUUCAUAAAGUACUGGAAAUUCUAGCAGUGUCAGAAUGUCACAAAUUGAAAAGUUUAGUGCCAUCCUCGGUAUGUUUCCACAAUUUGACAGAUCUUGAGAUAUUGAGUUGUAAUGGAUUGAUCCAUUUAAUAACAUACCCAACAGCCAAAAGCUUGGUGCAGCUCAAAAAAAUGAGUGUAAGCUCAUGCGAAGGAAUAACAGAAAUUAUGGCGAAGGGGAAUGAUCAAGCCAAAGUGGUGAUUACAUUCAGCAAAUUGACUUGCUUAAAAUUUGAUUGCUUACCAAACUUCACAAGCUUUUGCUCGGAAAGUUAUUCUAUUAUGUUCCCGUAUUUGGAAGAAGUAUUUGUAGGAGAAUGCCCUGUGAUGAAAACUUUCAGUCACGGAGUCCUAAGCACACCAAAGCUAAAAGGUGUCCAAGCAACAACAAGAGGAGAGAAAUCACAUACCGAUUGGAAGAAUAACCUGAAUAGCACCAUACAUUCGCUUUGGAAGAACAAACAAGUUUGAUUGCCAGCAAUCUAUUCAAAGAAAG
This is a messenger RNA of Carya illinoinensis, 6129 nucleotides long. Its product is annotated as probable disease resistance protein At1g58602. The coding region runs from base 927 to 6104 and encodes 1725 amino acids. The transcript is spliced from 7 exons. Gene Ontology annotation, molecular function: ATP hydrolysis activity; ADP binding. Lineage: Eukaryota; Viridiplantae; Streptophyta; Magnoliopsida; Fagales; Juglandaceae. The record is from RefSeq and is a predicted model, not a curated record.